ACUGGACCUGUCGUUCUCCUGUGAAGAAGAACACCCUCACCGACGACAGGGUUACUGCUUUUACGGCAGGUCCUCAGAACGGGAGGGUUUACUCUAGAAUGGCUCUUUCUAAACUUGGACGUGUGGCAUUGCGCGUGCCAUCCCAGGUCCGAUGGGAGAGUGAACUUGCCCAGUCUUUCGCUCCUGGACAGGGUAGACAACAGCUAGUUAUUAUCGGCACAGGUUGGGGAGGCUACAGUGUUCUUCGCAAUGUUGACAAGAAACUGUUUGAUGUGACCGUAAUCAGCCCCCGAAACCACUUCCUCUUCACGCCACUGCUGGCCUCAACAACGGUUGGUACAUUGGAGUUUCGCAGUAUCAUCGAGCCAGUUCGGAACGCCGGGUUCCGAGAUGAGAAGCAUUUUCAUCUCGCCGAGGCGACUGGGGUUGAUGUACACAGGAACGUGGUGAAGUGCCGGAACGCUUUGGAUGCAAAUAACAUCAGAGAGUACGAAGUGAAGUACGACCAGCUGAUCAUUGCUUGUGGUGCAGUCCCCAACACGUUUGGAACACCGGGCGUAUACGAACACGCCUUCUUCUUGAAGGAAGUUGCUGAUGCCCGUGCCAUCCGCAACCGUAUUCUGCGAAACUUUGAGAUCUCGGUUCGACCUGGAAUUUCAGAAGCCGAGCAAAAGCGCUUGCUUCACAUUGUCAUUGUCGGCGGUGGUCCAACAGGUAUUGAGUUUGGUGCGGAGUUGUACGACUUUGUGCAAGAGGAUGUCCGUCGCCUGUUCCGUUCUGAAACACAACAUGUACGUGUAACAAUAGUAGAAGCCAUGAAAAUUCUUCCAUCAUUUGAUCAUGACCUUCAAACCUACGCUACCAAUAAAAUCAACGAACGUCGUCAAAUGGAACUUGUACAUGACAGAGUCAUCAGAGUGGAUGCCAACAGUGUCACUCUUUCUGAUGGAACGAUCGUCCCCUCUGGACUGGUUGUAUGGUCAACUGGACUAGCACCGCGGGAAUUCACAAACAGUGUUCGCUUCGAGAAGAAUGGACGUGGACAGCUGGUUACGGACUCUGAGCUGCUCUGUCACGGAGAGAACCCGUGCAGGAACGUGUAUGCUCUGGGUGACUGUGCUGAUGUCAAACACAGCUCUCUGCCAUGCACUGCCCAGGCUGCGGAGCGUGCUGGUCGGUAUCUUGCUAAGUCACUCUCAGCGCGCGUAGAAGGCAAGGAGGUAAAGCCAUUUGUCUUCAACAACUUGGGUAUGCUGGCCUAUAUUGGCGAGUACCGUGCCCUGUCCAACUUCUCGUUCUUCAAGGCGAGCGGUCACAGUGCGUGGGUACUAUGGAGACUCGCGUACGCCACACGGCUUGGAAGCUGGCGCCUCCGCAUGCAGGUCCCAAUGGACUGGCUCAAGUCCUUCAUCUUCGGCAGAGACACCUCUCGUUUCUAGGCGCUCUUUCAGCGCGCAUGACCAACAUUUAGAAAACUGUUUCAGUGGAAUCCAAACUAUAUAUUCCGUCAUGUAAUUUUCUUGACUAGUUUGAGGGAAAGACAUGUAAUUUUCAUACAAUUUCUUAUUACCGAUAUUCUGAUAUCCUUGAAGUUGAGAUCUUCAGAGCCGUUUUCUAGGUAAUGCUUGAAUAUAUUUUAGUUACCUCUUUAGUAUUUAUUGAAUACAAACCACUUCAACAUUUCCCUGUACGCUUCAGCUAUUCUGGCUACUCCGUCUUUUUUUCAAGUUCUUGGAAAGAAAACAUUGACGUUUCGUGUUGUA
Molecule: messenger RNA, 1763 nt
Organism: Sycon ciliatum
Lineage: Eukaryota; Metazoa; Porifera; Calcarea; Leucosolenida; Sycettidae
Exons: 8
Coding region: 99-1439 (446 amino acids)
Molecular function (GO): NADH dehydrogenase activity
Source: RefSeq, a predicted model, not a curated record